CUGUUGGUGAGAAGCAACAACCUUUCUGAAAAGAUCACAGUUAUUUCUGGAAAAAUUGAGGAGGUUGCCAUGCCUGAGUGUGUUGAUGUGUUAAUUUCUGAACCGAUGGGUUAUAUGCUGCUCAAUGAAAGGAUGUUGGAAAAAUACCUCCAUUCCAAAAAAUGGUUGAAGCCAUAUGGUAUGAUGUUCCCAACAUACAGUGACAUUCAUGUGGCUCCUUUUAGUGAUGAGCAGCUGUACAUGGAGCAAUUGUCCAGAGCCAGUUUUUGGUGCCAGGAAUGGUUUUAUGGAGUCAACUUGUCCAGUCUGCGCACUAUAGCUGUGGAAGAGUAUUUCCGACAACCUAUUGUGGAUACUUUUGACGUGAAAAUUCUGAUGGCCCAUACAGUGAAGUAUACCAUUAACUUUCUGGAAGCUGUUGAAGAAGAUUUGCAGAGAGUGGAAAUCCCUUUUGUUUUCCGAGUUGCACAAACUGGAUUGAUCCAUGGUCUGGUCUUCUGGUUUGAUGUGGCCUUUGUAGGAUCGCUGGUAACUGUUUGGUUGUCCACUGCACCUACACAACCUCUCACUCGCUGGUAUCAAGUACGCUGCCUUCUUCAAAUACCACUCUUUGCUAAAGAGGGGGAAACUCUGUCAGGCAGAGUCUUAUUUCUUGCCAAUAACCGACAUAGUUAUGAUAUUCAGAUUGUGGCUAUGGUGGACCAGACAGGAUUUAGAUCUGGUAACAUCAUUGACUUAAAGAAUCCGAUUUUCAG
Messenger RNA from Mesitornis unicolor (brown roatelo), 755 nucleotides. It is a transcript of the gene CARM1, whose product is annotated as coactivator-associated arginine methyltransferase 1. The record is from RefSeq and is a predicted model, not a curated record. Gene Ontology annotation, molecular function: protein-arginine N-methyltransferase activity. The annotation marks the transcript as partial. The transcript is spliced from 7 exons. NCBI's taxonomy places the organism in Eukaryota, Metazoa, Chordata, Aves, Mesitornithiformes, Mesitornithidae. Gene Ontology annotation, biological process: peptidyl-arginine methylation.